AUGGCGCGGCUCGCGCAAUGGAUCGCGGCGGCGCUUGCCAUCAGAACAGCUGUCGCCGAGGGCGAAUCUAUUCUCACCGCCGAGAUUGGCCGCCAAAAUAAUCAGAGCCUCUUCUGGGGACCAUACAAGCCAAAUUUAUACUUUGGUGUGCGACCCAGAACGCCGGAGGGUCUAUGGACAGGCUUGAUGUGGUCCAAGGUCGAUAACUACGGCGAGGUGCAAGAGGGCUUCCGAUACACCUGCGAACAGGGCGAGCAUGCCCACGGCUACGGUUGGAACGAGUUCGACGCCCGACAUGGCGGUAUCCAAACAAUCCACGAUAAGGGCAACUCGAUCGACAUCACGACCUCGUUUGUCAAGGUCCCAGGUGGCGAGCAUGGUGGCAGCUGGGCUGCGCGCAUUAAGGGCGUGCCUCGAGAAGGCGCGCCCAAGGACAUCAACACUAUGAUCUACUACUACAUUGCCCAGGACGGCGAAGGCGAGCUCGCCGUGGAAACGGAAACGACCGAAUUCGGGUACACUAGUGAUGUCAGCCUGAAGGGGAACUCCAAGUCGCUGGGUGAGUACACCGUUGUAGUCACCGAGGGCAAGGGCAAGCAUCCCACCACGGAUCAUGAACUUUCCAAGAGGCGCAAGACGGACACGACGCUGGUGAAUAGCCAGGAUCUCUCCCAGCAUGAGCUCUGGCAGAGCAAGGCCGCCGUUUUCAAGCUUCUCCAAGCUGCUGCGACAGAGAUCCAGCACGACUUUGCCGAGGACAAUGCCCCUUUCCCAUGGCAGGUUUACCGCAUCGCCAAUAACCCAGGCGCCGGUAAUGCGCACAUUGUGCAAAAGAACUUUCAGGGCGAGUUUGAAUUUGACGUCAUCUUUUCGUCGGCCUCGGCCGGUAAGCAAUUGACUUCGUCAGAUGUUGCACGUGAAAUCAAACAGACUUCAGAGCUUUUCGGCCAGAGAUUCUCCAAGAUCUUCGACUUCAAGGCCCCCUUUGACGGCGGCAAGUACGUGCAGUUUGGCAAGAGCAUGUUCUCCAACCUUCUCGGUGGCGUCGGAUAUUUUCACGGCCAGCAGAUUAUCGAUCGCUCGUACGCGGAAGAAUAUGACGAGGAUGACGAUCGCUUCUGGGAGGGCGCGGCUGAAGCCAGAGCCCGCCAGAAGGCUGCACUUGAGGGCCCUUACGAGCUUUUCACCAGCGUGCCCUCGCGCCCUUUCUUCCCUCGCGGAUUCCUCUGGGAUGAAGGCUUUCAUCUUAUGCCCAUCGCCGACUGGGAUAUCGAUCUCGCCCUAGAUGUUGUCAAGAGCUGGUACAACACCAUGGAUGAGGACGGCUGGAUCCCGCGUGAGCAGAUUCUCGGGUAUGAAGCCCGCAGUAAGGUGCCUCCCGAGUUUCAGAUCCAAUACCCCCACUACGCCAACCCUCCCACGCUCUUCCUCGUCAUUGAGGACUUCAUGGAGCAGCUUCGCAAGGUUAAUGGCUCCGGUGUUGCUGCGAGAGAGAUUAUGGGUAAAGAAGACGAGCUACACGACGCACACCUGAAAAACACUGAACUCGGCGAGUCGUAUCUGCGCAACAUUUAUCCUCUGCUGCAGCGCCAGUACCAAUGGUUCCGUCGCACCCAGCGUGGCGAUAUCAAGACUUAUGACCGCGAGGCGUUUUCCACCCGUGAGGCCUACCGCUGGCGGGGCCGCACCGAGACUCACUGCUUGACCAGUGGCCUGGAUGACUACCCCCGACCCAGCCCCCCAUCACCUGGUGAGCUGCACGUCGACCUGCUCGCCUGGGUUGGUCUGAUGACCAAGUCGCUCGUCAACAUUGCCGAUGCCCUUGGCAUUGCCGAGGAUGUGGCCGACAUGGAGAAGAAUCUCGAGGCCAUUGAGAACAACUUGAACGAUCUUCACUGGUCUGAGAAGGAGGGUUGCUACUGCGAUGCUUCCCUCGACGACUUUGAGGAGCACACUCUGGUCUGUCACAAGGGUUACAUUUCCAUCAUGCCUUUUCUCGUUGGUCUGAUGAAGCCCAAGGACCCCAAGCUGGGCAAGAUCUUGGAUCUGCUUGGCGACGAGGAGCACCUCUUUAGCCCAUACGGCAUUCGUAGCCUGAGCAAACAGUCCGAAUUUUACGGAACAGAGGAGAACUAUUGGCGCAGCCCCAUUUGGCUGCCCAUGAACUACAUGGCUGUGAAGCAGCUCUACCACUUUGCCACACAGAGCGGUCCGCACAGCCAAAAGGCGCGGGACCUGUACAUUCGCCUGCGCAAGAAUCUUGUCAACACAGUUUACAACAGCUGGGAGGAGACGGGUUUUGCGUGGGAGCAGUACAGCCCGGAGACGGGCGCCGGUCAGCGCACGCAGCAUUUUACCGGCUGGACAAGCCUGGUGGUCAAAAUCAUGGCCAUGGAGGACUUGGAGGGUAAAAAGUCUCAUGAUGAGUUGUAA
Messenger RNA from Cordyceps militaris CM01, 2433 nucleotides. RefSeq names its product mannosyl-oligosaccharide glucosidase, putative. Lineage: Eukaryota; Fungi; Ascomycota; Sordariomycetes; Hypocreales; Cordycipitaceae. The transcript has 3 exons. Bases 1 to 2433 code for a protein of 810 amino acids. Gene Ontology annotation, molecular function: Glc3Man9GlcNAc2 oligosaccharide glucosidase activity. Gene Ontology annotation, biological process: oligosaccharide metabolic process; protein N-linked glycosylation. The record is from RefSeq and is a predicted model, not a curated record. Gene Ontology annotation, cellular component: endoplasmic reticulum membrane.